Messenger RNA from Leishmania major strain Friedlin, 1458 nucleotides. RefSeq lists its product as hypothetical. Lineage: Eukaryota; Euglenozoa; Kinetoplastea; Trypanosomatida; Trypanosomatidae. The record is from RefSeq and is a predicted model, not a curated record. The coding region runs from base 1 to 1458 and encodes 485 amino acids. The transcript has a single exon.
AUGUCCUUUCUUCGUCCUACCAUGUCGAGCCUGCGACGCGCGGUCAACGGUGGAAAAGACGAGCAACACCUCCAUGGAGAUCCCUCUGCCACUGCGGGUGUCGCACAACCCCUCCCAGCGCAGCCGAUCUUCCACAACGCUGCCACAGCUGACUACUCGCACGUGUCUAGUCGUGUGGACACCGGCCUCCGCAGCCGCGUUCGCACGUCCUCGCUGACUCGGCGCCCCGCUGCAACCGCUGUGCCCCGUUCGCCGUCCCUGCGCGAGUUUUCGGACAGAUGCGACAGUGUCAUCCAACGCGCGCAGGAGAUGCUCGAGCGCACACGUGAGCAGGAGCUGAAAGUGACGAAGGCACUCGAGGAGCGUAAGUCGCAAUCCCCCGCGCGCCAAGCAACGCCACCCCCGCAAAGAGAGAUGACCCCGCAACGGACGCCGGCAAACAUGCAGGCCGGCCUCGCUUCUCCCUCGUCGUCCCCAGCGAUGCUGAACGCACCCUACACUACGCCGGUGGCACCGCCAAGGGCGUCGUCGACCCUCACCACCACAUCGCCCACUCUCCCGCCGCUUCCGGCACCUCCGCCGACCCCGGCAGGUCUCCCGCACAGUCCGCCGCCCACGCAGCCAGACACUGACAAGGGCCCCAGCGAUCCCGUCGGCCGCUUCUCGCCUCCCUCGCUAUUUCAGCGCCUUCGGCAAUCCUGGCAGCGUGGAUCCGGCCUGGCAUGGGAGGCCCACGCAACGUCGCCUACACCGUCGUCGCCCGAUGGGGCGCUGUCCGUCGGCAUCGCACGCGUGAGCCCGCGCAAGUCAGUGCGCUUCGCCAGCCCCGACAAGCUGGAGACGGUCACACCGACGAAGGUGGUCGUGCUAUCCAGCGAUGACGACGACGAAGACGAAGAAGACGAGGAAACAAGCGAGGAUGGGGAGGAGGAAGAGCAGGGGCAGCUGCCGCCCACCAAGAAGACGCGCGCUGAGUCGAGCGGCUGCCGCCACACGCCUCACCGCGAUUCUAUCGUAGUGCCGCCAGCUCCACCUCCGUCCGCCGUAAAGCCCGGCAGCCGUAGCCGCAGCGGGAGCAGCAACUCUUUGCCCUCCUCCAGGUCCCCCCCGCCGUCACGGGGCACUGUGUCUCCUCCGUCCUCGCAUAGGGAGGGCACCCGAUCGCCCUCCUCCACGCGCGCAACCUCGCCUCGCCAGUGUAGCGGCAGCAGUGGCGAUGGAAGCAGAAGUGGUCGCAGCUCCACCUCCUCGAGUCGCCCGCCGAUGAAUCAUGACGAGGUCAAGGAGUACGUCAUACAACACACCAUCCGCCGCUCGCUCUCGCGUAUCUCGAGGGCCAACAUGGAGGACUAUCUCAGAGAGGAGGGCGUGACGCUGCCAGCCGAGGGACAUUGGCUGAAGCGGCAACUCCUUGCACACAUCCGCGCCCUCAUCAAGCAGGAGCUAGCGCCGCACUGA